AUGGAACCAAUAACAUUCACAGCGAGAAAACAUCCGUUUCCUAACGAGGUCUCAGUGGACUUCAGCCUCCAGCUGGUGGGCUCGCUGCCCGUGCACUCUCUCACCACGAUGCCCAUGCUGCCCUGGGUGGUGGCGGAGGUGCGCAGGCACUGUGCACAGGCCUCCAAAAGGGAGCCCGGUCCCAAGCCUGUCAGGCUUUGUGUGGCGCCCUCUGGACUGAAAUGUGAACCUGAGCCCGGAAAGACCCAACAGUGGGACCCACUGAUCUGCUCUAGCAUCUUUGAGUGUAAACCGCAGCGUGUCCACAAACUGAUCCACAACAGUCACGACCCGAGUUACUUUGCUUGUCUGAUUAAAGAUGGCACAGCCAGCGAGCAGAGUAUCUGCUAUGUGUUCAAAGCGGACGAUCAAACCAAAGUGCCUGAGAUCAUCAGCUCCAUCCGGCAGGCCGGGAAGAUUGCCCGCCAGGAAGAGCUCCACUGCCCGUCGGAGUUUGACGACACGUUUGCCAAGAAGUUCGAGGUGCUCUUCUGUGGCCGCGUGACGGUGGCGCACAAGAAGGCCCCGCCAGCCCUGAUCGACGAGUGCAUCGAGAAGUUCAACCACAUCAGCUGCAGCAGGAAGGUCGAGUUUGAUCUGGGCUCCCAGAAUUCGGAAACCACCAACCCCGCCGGGGGAGGGCUUUCCUUCACGGAUAAGUUCCGAGCUGUGCUCCAGCCGGUGGGGAAUGGGGAGCAGAGCCAGAGGCCGAUGCGCAAAUCCUUCUCCCAGCCGGGGCUGCGGUCCUUGGCCUUUAAGAGGGAAUUUCAAGAUGGAAGCCUGCGAAGUAGCAGUUUCUUUAGCUCUUUUGAGGAAAAUGACAUCGAGAAUCACCUACUCAGUGGACACAAUAUUGUGCAGCCAACUGAUAUUGAGGAAAAUCGAACUAUGCUCUUCACGAUUGGCCAGUCUGAAGUUUACCUCAUCAGUCCUGACACCAAAAAAGUAGCGCUGGAGAAAAAUUUUAAGGAGAUAUCCUUUUGCUCUCAGGGUAUUAGACACGUGGACCACUUUGGAUUCAUCUGCCGAGAGACCUCCGGGGGCAGAGGCUUUCACUUUGUCUGUUACGUGUUUCAAUGUGCGAAUGAAGCUCUGGUUGAUGAAAUUAUGAUGACGCUGAAACAAGCUUUCACGGUGGCUGCAGUGCAGCAGACAGCCAGAGCGCCGGCCCAGCUGUGUGAGGGCUGCCCUCUGCAGAGCCUGCACAAACUGUGUGAGCGCAUCGAGGGAAUGAAUUCUUCCAAAACUAAACUAGAACUACAGAAGCACCUGACCACAUUAUCGAAUCAGGAGCAAGCAACUAUUUUUGAGGAGGUUCAGGUACAGUACUUACUGACACCACAGAUUGCAGCGGAGAAUAUUGGAAGUGAACUACCAUCUAGUGCCACCCGAUUUAGGUUAGACAUGCUGAAAAACAAAGCGAAGCGAUCUUUAACUGAAUCUUUGGAAAGUAUUUUGUCCCGGGGUCAUAAGGCCAGAGGCCUGCAGGAACACUCCACCAGCAUGGACCUGGACAAUGCCACAUGCAGUUCAUUGAGUAACACUAGCAAGGAGCACGGUGUGUGUGAGAAGGAGGCCCUGCCUGUCUCUGACAGCGCCUUCAGACUCCUGGGCUCCUCGGACGACCUGUCCAGCGACUCAGAGAGCCACCCUGCUGAGGAGUCAGCCCUGCUUUCACCCCCACUGGGCUUCAGGAGGCGCGCCAACACCCUCAGCCACUUCCCCGUGGAAGGCCAGGAGCCCCUGGUGCCAGCCGAGAGCCCCCCUGGGGUCUCACAGAGGAAACUUAUGAGGUAUCACUCAGUGAGCACAGAGACGCCUCAUGAACGAAAUGUGCAUCAUCCACCAGUGGGCGAGGCUGAAAGUUGCUCAGGUCAGUCUUCAGCUCCUGCUCCUCCAUCUCGUCUUAACCCCUCUGCGUCCUCACCAAAUUUUUUUAAGUACCUAAAACAUAACUCCAGUAGAGAACAGAGUGGGAAUACUGUGCCAAAGAGCAUCUCCUACCGUAAUGCCCUGCGGAAAAAACUUCAUUCUUCUUCCUCUGUGCCAAAUUUUCUAAAAUUUCUGGCUCCUGUAGAUGAAAAUAACACCUCUGACUUUAUGAACACAAAAAGGGAUUUCAAAUCCGAAGCCAACCACCUGGCCGAUGGCGGCGGGACCCCUGUAAAGACACGGAGGCCCUCGUGGAGGCAGCAGAUAUUCCUCCGAGUGGCCACGCCACAGAAGGCGAGCGACACCCCCAGCAGAUACGAAGAUUAUUCAGAACUGGGAGAGCUCCCUCCGAGAUCUCCUCUAGAACCAGUUUGUGAAGAUGGAGCCUUUGGGCCUGUUCCAGAGGAAAAGAAAAGGACGUCACGUGAGCUUCGAGAGCUGUGGCAAAAGGCCAUUCUUCAACAGAUACUGCUGCUCAGAAUGGAGAAGGAAAAUCAGAAGCUGCAAGCUUCUGAAAAUGACUUGCUGAACAAACGUCUGAAGCUUGAUUAUGAAGAAAUCACUCCUUGUCUUAAAGAAGUGACUGCAGUGUGGGAAAAGAUGCUCAGCACUCCAGGAAGAUCCAAAAUCAAGUUCGACAUGGAAAAAAUGCAUUCAGCUGUUGGGCAAGGUGUGCCACGUCAUCACCGGGGUGAAAUCUGGAAAUUCCUCGCAGAGCAGUACCACCUUAAACACCAGUUUCCCAGUAAACAGCAGCCAAAAGAUACACCGUACAAAGAACUCUUAAAACAGCUCACCUCCCAGCAGCACGCGAUCCUCAUAGACCUCGGGCGGACCUUCCCCACGCAUCCGUACUUCUCUGCCCAGCUGGGCGCCGGGCAGCUGUCGCUGUACAACAUUUUGAAGGCCUACUCACUGCUGGAUCAGGAAGUGGGGUACUGCCAAGGCCUCAGCUUCGUAGCAGGCAUUUUGCUACUUCAUAUGGGCGAGGAAGAGGCGUUUCACAUGCUCAAGUUUCUGAUGUUUGACAUGGGAUUGCGCAAACAGUACCGGCCGGACAUGAUUAUUUUACAGAUCCAGAUGUACCAGCUCUCACGGCUGCUUCACGACUACCACCGAGACCUCUACAACCACCUGGAGGAGCACGAGAUCGGCCCCAGCCUCUACGCCGCCCCCUGGUUUCUCACUGUGUUUGCCUCUCAGUUCCCCCUGGGGUUCGUGGCCAGAGUCUUCGAUAUGAUCUUUCUUCAGGGAUCAGAGGUCAUAUUUAAAGUGGCUUUAAGUCUGUUGGGGAGCCAUAAGCCCUUGAUUCUGCAACACGAAAACCUAGAAACCAUAGUUGACUUUAUAAAAAGCACACUACCCAACCUGGGCCUGGUGCAGAUGGAAAAGACCAUCAGUCAGGUGUUUGAGAUGGACAUCUCUAAACAGUUACAAGCUUAUGAAGUUGAGUACCAUGUGCUUCAAGAAGAACUUAUCGAUUCUUCUCCUCUCAGUGACAACCAAAGAAUGGACAAAUUAGAGAAAACCAACAGCAGCUUACGCAAACAGAACCUUGACCUCCUUGAACAACUGCAGGUGGCGAACGGUCGAAUCCAAAGCCUCGAAGCCACGGUUGAGAAGCUUCUGACUAGCGAAAGCAAGCUGAAGCAGGCCACACUGGCCCUGGAGCUGGAGAGGGCAGCCCUGCUGCAGACGGUGGAGAAGCUCCGGGAGCAGACUGCAGAGCCGAGCGGGCCGGAGCCUGACAGGCCUGCGGGGGACUGACAUGCAGGCGACAGACAGCCCCUGCCGUGCACAGCCCCGCGGGUGCGGGGGCGCCACCAUAACACUAGCCAGGCCUUACCCGGGGACAGACGAUGCUGGCGGGAAGCGUGACGAGAGCUGCUCAGGGAGGAGACUGACCUGCCGGCGUGCAGAUUCUUCGGAACUAAAACUUGCAUUUCAGGGGGCCGAACGUCCCAGUGUUUUUGUUGUUGUUUAGGUCCUCACUCACCCCUUCUCCAGUCCUGAUUACUGUACUCAUAGCUCUAGAAGGCAUGGACAUGAAUAAACGCACCUUUAUAUUUCCUUGUCGUUGCCUUUUUCACCAUCCCAGCUUGUGAAGGAGCAUUCAAGGUGCCGGAGAAGCGCAAGCCGGAGGCUGCAGAGGACGCCUUGGGCAAAGGUGCAGUUCCAUCGUUCUUCCAAAGAGACCACCCCUCAGCCUCUCCGACCUGGCACCGCUGGCUUGUGUCCACCCCGUCACAGAAGCCUGCGACGACCACGGGCCGAGACUGAAAGUGUCGUAUUUAAAUCUGGCAUCUUGAAUUUGAUCACUGUCCCUAUGUCUGAGGGGUUUUUUUGUUUGUUUGUUUUUUGUUUUUUUCCCAAGGUUUAUUUAUUCAUGCAUGCAGAACU
Molecule: messenger RNA, 4371 nt
Organism: Condylura cristata (star-nosed mole)
Lineage: Eukaryota; Metazoa; Chordata; Mammalia; Eulipotyphla; Talpidae
Gene: TBC1D1
Product: TBC1 (tre-2/USP6, BUB2, cdc16) domain family, member 1
Exons: 20
Coding region: 1-3738 (1245 amino acids)
Source: RefSeq, a predicted model, not a curated record